AUUUCAAAUUCGAUUAUGAUUUUUCUACUAUUUUUGAUUUCCUUCUCAUUUGGAAAUGCUGCUUCUAUCAAUAAAACCGAAACAGAUUUAUCUACUUGUGUAAAAGAGUUUUAUACAGCUGUUUACAGUGAAAACUACAAUUGUACAAGUCAAUAUAAUUUUGCAUCGAACAAUGAAACUGUCGCACAAAAAUCAUUAAUCAGUGGAAAAUCGUGUGCACUUGAGAUUCUUGGUAAAGCUUGUACACAGUCACAGUUCACUGAAAUUUUUUCAAAAUUCGAAAACUUUGUGAAGAGCUUGACCACAGAACCAAAGGACAAGAAUUGUAUAGAUUCAUAUUACAAAUACAAUGCAUUGAAAUGUAUGGAAUCGCUGAAUUCGUUAGGCGAGAAAUCCAAAUUGAUUCUGCAAAUGCAACCAAAAAUUAACGAUAGCAGAGUUCUCAAGUUGAUAGAUCAAUGUGAAGGUUUUAAGACUUGCAUGUCAUCCAACUGCUACUACUUCAAAACUGAAGUUUCUAUAGUGUCAUUCUGUGAAACCGUAAAAAUGUCGAACAGCGAAUUCAAGGCAUGUGAGUGGAAGAUCGAAAGAGAGUCGCCAGAUUUGUCGGAAUACGAAUGUCUAGAAGGAGACGAUUUUUAUGAUCCAGCAAUUCUGAACAAAUACAGAUUUUAUACAAAAAUGAAGGAUUGUACAAAGGAGAUAAUGAUGGAUAUUUGUGGAGAGAAGGCGGUUGUUGGUUUUGAAAAAUAUGCAGAGUUAUCAGCAGAUUUUCUGAUAAAAAAAAAUGCAAAGGGCUAUGUCGGAGUGUUCAAAUUCGCGAAAUCCUGUUUCUUGGAAGUAGCAAAACCCGAGUGCUCCAGUUCGCAGUACAAUUUGCUAUCCACAAAAUACGAUGAUUUUUUGAAGAUGAUUACUGAAGAACCAAAAAGCGUUACGAGCUGUGAGAGUUUUUAUUUCAAGUACAAUUCGAUGAAAUGUAUUCCAAUAAUGAUGGAUAUUACUCAUAAAGUGGUUCCUUUGGCUCAGAAACAUUUGAAAGUGAAUGAUUCACGACUUGUGGCUUUGGUGGAUUCGUGUGAUCUAGUGAAGGCCUGCAUGUCUCCUCUCUGCUUUUUCAACGACAUCGAGAAAUCCAUGAUAACGGAGGCGUGCAAUGCAAUCGAGCUGAGGAACACAAAAUUUUCCGAAUGUAUAAGUGAAAUUCAAAAAGAGUCACCGGAUUUAUCGGAAUACAAAUGUCUUAAGGGAGUUGAUUUCAAUAGCAAAGAACCUACCAUUCAAAUUGAUAAAUUCUCGAAAAACAAGGCAUGUACUAAGCAGAUUAUGGAAGAUUUCUGUGGAAAAGAAGCCGUGGAGAAUUUCGAUGAGUAUGCUGAAAUAACUGCGGAGAAGGUU
Caenorhabditis briggsae is the source of this 1398-nucleotide messenger RNA. Lineage: Eukaryota; Metazoa; Nematoda; Chromadorea; Rhabditida; Rhabditidae. The record is from RefSeq and is a predicted model, not a curated record.